This is a messenger RNA of Caenorhabditis angaria, 4579 nucleotides long. Lineage: Eukaryota; Metazoa; Nematoda; Chromadorea; Rhabditida; Rhabditidae. The record is from the annotation of a GenBank genome assembly.
AUGCCUGAAGAACAGAAUAAUUUCAAGAAGAAGAAGAAAAUGUGAGUUUUUUUGACAUUUUGUCAAUUCAGAGAUUUUAUCGGACAAAGAAUCGUUAAAUUACAUAGUUGACCCUAACAUUUUUUUUUUCAUUUUGUGACCCAUUUUAUCUUUUUUUUCUCUUUUUUUCUUAUGGUAUACCUGUUUUUUGUCGCAUCUGUUGCGUUUUUUAUGGGGAGUGUGACUUUUGGAUUUUAAAAAUGACAGGUAUUUUGAAUUUUGUUUUGGUGAAUUUCGACAUCAUUUACGACGGAAAAAAAUUUCGAAAUUUUAUCCACAAAAAAUGCAAAUUUUUUCCACAUUUCGAAUAUUCUCAUCUCUAUGAAGUGUAUGUAUACAAUUUCGAAAUAAUUAGAAUUUACCGACAUUUCUCAAUUAACCACAUUCAAUUCGUUUCUUGAAAGAAUGAAUGAAUAAAAAAGAUGCAGUUUUUUGUGACGUUAUUCAAAUUAUGUGAAAAUCGAUAUGCUUUUGAGAUGGUUUUUUUUCAAAUUGUUUUGUUUUCGACAUAUUUUUAGUUUGGUAAAAAAACAUCCAUGAUAAUUGAACAAGUUUUUGGGCAUUUUUUCUAUAAGUCGCUUGAAAAAUUUGAUAAUGAAUUCAAAUUUCGAAAAAUUCAGUUAAAAUUUACAUAGUUUUCAGAAUCAAUCCAAAAAAUUCACAUCAGAAACGUACUAGCAUUUAAAAAACACAAUUUUCUGUUAGCCAAAUUAGAAAUAGAAUGGAUUUUUUUUAAUUGCAGAAAAAAAAACUCCAUUUGUUUUUUCAUCUGAAAAUCGAAAAACAAUUCAAAGAUAAAAUUUGGAAUUCGGAAUUUUGAAAAGGUUAGCCAUCUUAUCUGCAUGUUGUUUUUAUUAUUACUAAUAUUAUAAUUUAUUAUUCUUCCAUCUCUUUUUUUCUUCUUUCUCUCCUCUUUCCUCAUUUUUCUAGAUACAAAAAAGUACCCAACCAUAUGGACGCAUUUUGCAUAUCGUUCUAUCCAAUCUUUCUUUUUUGUCUAAUAUCUCUCGCACUCUCUUACUCUACUUUUGUUCUUUUUUCUGGUGAUUGUUUUCUACACCACAACACCACGAAACUCAGAAAAAAACAUUCUUACAAUUUUUACUCAUUUUUCCGGUGAACACUUGUUAUUUCAUCACGAUUACAAUUAUUAUAAUAUAUUAUUGUUGUUUUUGGUCACCCUUUUCUUAAAUUGUACCUAAUUACGGGAUACUCUCUUUUCUUCUACAAGUAAUUGUUGUUAUGAAUUAAUUAUGCCAUUUUCCUAUUCAAAAAAUAAGAAAAGAAAAAAAUAAUAUAAUAUUUUAUUUCAGCAGCGCCCAACGCGCGUGUGAUUGGGAGAAUUGUUUGCUGAUGGGCUCGGGUGAGCCGGCGCGAGCAGUUCGCACAUCCGGCGGACAUCAUGCAACACACAAACCGAAUCAAGUACAGCGAAAACCAAGACAGGAAAUAUCAUCGUGCUUGAAAUGGCUCGUGUUCCUGCUGAAUUCAUUGGUUUUUGUGAGUUGUUUUUUUGGGAACAGAUAUUUUUGUAGGAGGAACAUCGAAGAAACGGAAAACAUUCUCCCAGAAAGUGGUUCUAGAGCCAGCAACUUUUUAAUGAAAUUAAGUUUUUUGAAUGAACACUUACAUUUAGAAAUAAUUACAAAGAAUUCUGAAUCUUUAACCAGAAAAAUUGAAUAUAAAUUUUAAAAUAGUUGUAUUUUGUGGAAUCUCAAAAUUUUUCCGACAAAGUUCGUUUGAUCCACAGAAAAAACAAACUUAACAGCACUACAUUAUUUACACAUUUAUUUUUAUCUCCUGACAUAAUAAAAUAACAAAAAUAAGCUGAUUCUCGUUAAUUCUCGAAACCAGAACUGAUUUGACUCAUUCCUCAUAAGUGUCUGCAAAAAUAAUUCUUAUGAAUCAUUUAUUAUAAGUAGAUCAAAUCCUCUAUAGUUCCUCUUGGAAUAUGAUUUCAUAUAUUUACUAUUUAAUACUCCCCCGUAUAAAAACGUUCUAAAAAAAGAAAAUUCGAAAAGGUCGCAGUUCAAAAAUUAGAAAUUAUUCGCUUUUAAAAGAUACCACAAAUUAACAUACCACAUUUUGCGUCUUACUUCUCCGUAUGCGUAAUUAAGUGCCCCUUUUUCCUUCCUCUUUCCAAAAAUGGGAUGAAGAAAAGUUAAAUUAUUAAUAAGCCACUUAUAUAUAUGCACUUAUAUUAUUUUGCGAAUAAGGAAAAGAAGUCUAGACGAAAUGUCACGAGAAAAAAAGGGAUUCUGAAGGAUAAUCUAUAUAGUUUUUAUUUUCAGCUGAUUGGUGUUGGCAUUUUGGCGUUGGGUGUAUAUUUAUUUAUCAAGGAUUUUCGCGAGGUUAAACUAGUCGAUAUUAUAUUGAAUCCAGCCAUUCUCAUAUCGAUAUUUGGGUUUUCGAUAUGUGUGGUCUCGUUUCUCGGCUCAAUUGGUGCCUUAAGAGACAACAUUUUUCUAUUAAAAUGUGUAAGUUAAUCAUGAUAAAUCCUAUAUCCCAAAAAUACAAAAUUAUCAUUACAGUUCGCCCUCUGUGUCUUCUUUUCCUACAUUCUAGUCGUUUGUUCAACAUUCAUAUUAUUCGUUCUUUUUUAUACGGAUACAACAGAAGGUCUUUCUGCACAUUCAUUGUUGUUGUACGCCAUCAAAAAUUAUCAUACUAAUCGAAACUUGGCUGAAAUCAUGGAUGCGUUACAGGAAAAUGUGAGUUUUUUUUUUAAAUGAAAUUAGAUGAGUUUUGGAAAAAUAGCCUCGUUUAAUUUGUCUGAAAAAUAGUUCAGGCGAUUUUUUCACAUAAAAUCGAAAGAAUAAUCAAGAGCUUUGUAAAAUUUGAAAAACAAACUGUAAAAUCUAGAUGAAUAAUUCAUUUAAUUUAUUUUCUGUGACUCUGUUCUGUUUCGGGAGAGUGAUCAGGCAUAAUUCAACUUAAAAAUUUCAAAAAUUCAUAACUUCCUUAAAGUUUCCAACCCGCUGCAUCAGAAUUAUGAAAAAAAAUUGAAUGAAUAUAAUCCUCAAAUUAUUCAGCUCGAGUGUUGUGGUGUUUCAUCAAUUGCACAAGGUUAUCGUGAUUGGAAUAUGAGUUAUCAAUUCAAUUGUUCAAAAACCAAUCCACAACCUGAAAAAUGUGGUGUGCCAUUUUCCUGUUGUCGAAAAUCUGUCAUCUCGGAAGCAUUCCAAGCCGGAUCAUCAAAUCCACUUCUACCCGCAAUGAGAUCCUUGGAAUGUUGGCAAAACGCAUUGACAAAACGACCAGCUGAUUUAGAACAUGAUAUUUAUACACGUGGAUGUUUGCAACCUCUUCGAACAUUAUUCGAAUCGCACGCCGUGCACAUUGGUGCUGCUGUUGCGUUGUUGAUUAUCCCAGUGGUGAGUUGAUUUGAUUUUGAUGUUGAUUAAAAGUGUUUUCAAGAUUUGAAGAUAAUCAUUAGUACAAAAUGGUGUUUCUGAAAAGCCCUAGAUAAGCAGAUUUGCUUUUGGUUAUUUUGAUCUUGAUGUUGUGAAAUCUUUUCUAAAAAUAAUAAUUUAUAAAAAUCUUUUAGAUAUAAGAGAGUAUAUUCGUCAUUUAAGUAUCCUGAAAGACGUAAAAAACACAAAUGAUAACGUCAGAAGUUGGAUUAUAAGUUCUCAAUGUUCCCAAUAACAGAGUGCAUCAAAACUUUAAAUUUUUGUGAAAAUACAGUCUAUGCAAACACGGUUAAAUCACAAGAAUACAUUUCAACCAUCUUACUUGAUCGAUCUUUCAACAUUCAAAUAAUAAUAAAGUUAUAACAUGCAGUUAUAAGUAGUGAAAUUCAAAAAUAAUCGAUCACAAAAAUAUUCCUUAUAUUUUGUGAUGAAAAUAUGAAAUAAAUACUAUUUUCACCUCAUUAAAUACAUCGGAACUUCAUUCCUAUUUUCAGGAUUGAAAGCCUAUUUUAUAAUUGAGAUUUUUGAAAGAUCACAUAAUGUUUUCUAUAAAAAUAACAUAAACCAUAAAAUCCUAUUUUCCACCCCCUGAAAUUGAUAUUUUCACAAAUGAACUUUAUUUUCAGUGUAUUUCGGUUUGCCUCACCAACAUUCUCGCCAAACAAGUCGAUCAUCAACGUUAUUUAUUAGAACGGGAAGCACGACGAAAUGAUCGACGUCGUAAAAGAGAUCGAGAAAAUCGGCUAAGAGAGCAAAAUAAUGCGCUAGAUCUUCUUGAAAAAGGACAAAGCAGUAGUAAUGCUACAACGACUAAUAACAAUAACACCAGCUCAGCGACGGUAAGAUUGAUGUCAUUCAAAUGAUCUAUCAAAUAGUAUAUUUUUUAGACACGACCAAAGCCACCCGAUAUUCCACCGCCGUUACCGCCAACGAUGGAAAACGCGGGAGCACAAAAAAAAUCACGAACUCGAAGCACAUCACCGAAUGCAAAAUCUAGUGGUGUUGAACAUGCUGCCGAACGACGUAAAAGGUCACGUGGACCACCAGCAAAUUCAAAUUCGAAUAACAAUAAUCGAACGCAACAAUGGGUACUUCAACAAUCCGAUCUUGUAACUCCCAAAAAAUAG